Medicago truncatula (barrel medic) is the source of this 2459-nucleotide messenger RNA. RefSeq names its product mitogen-activated protein kinase 19. The record is from RefSeq and is a predicted model, not a curated record. NCBI's taxonomy places the organism in Eukaryota, Viridiplantae, Streptophyta, Magnoliopsida, Fabales, Fabaceae. Gene Ontology annotation, molecular function: ATP binding; MAP kinase activity. The coding region runs from base 292 to 1728 and encodes 478 amino acids. The transcript has 10 exons. Gene Ontology annotation, biological process: protein phosphorylation.
UAGAAAAACAAAACAAAACAAAACAAUAAUCCGACAAAAUUCUCUGUCACCUUCUUCGGUUCACAAAUCUCUUUCCAUUUCAUUUCAUAUCUCUCUAUCGUCGCUUCUGGUUUCUCUCUCCUCUAGGGUUUCAUCAUCAUCAUCAUCGGAGGAGAAGGACCAAUCUCCAAGCUUCGAAUUCGUUUCGAUAUUCGUCAAUUCGAAGCUUAAAUUUUGGUUCUUCUCCGUUUAAUUUGGGUCUCUCUUCAAUGUAAAAAGCUUUUAUCUGCUUUUUGAAAAAAGAGGAGAACAAUGACGCAGAAAAUUCAGCAGCUCAAGAACUCAAAAGAGUUGGAGUUUUUCACUGAGUAUGGGGAAGCUAACAGAUACAAGAUUAUUGAGAUUAUUGGAAAGGGUAGCUAUGGAGUUGUUUGUGCAGCAAUUGACACACACACUGGCGAAAAGGUUGCAAUUAAGAAGAUUCAGGAUGCCUUUGAACAUAUUUCUGAUGCCGUUAGAAUCCUCCGUGAAGUUAAGUUGCUGAGGCUUUUAAGACACCCUGAUAUUGUUGAUAUUAAGAGGAUCAUGUUGCCGCCGUCAAAGAGAGAGUUUAAAGAUAUUUAUGUGGUCUUUGAGCUUAUGGAGUCUGAUCUCCAUCAAGUCAUUAAAGCCAAUGAUGACUUGACCCGCGAACACCAUCAGUUUUUUCUUUAUCAGAUGCUACGUGCGUUGAAGUAUAUGCAUUCAGCUAAUGUGUACCACAGAGAUCUUAAACCCAAGAAUAUAUUGGCAAAUGCAAAUUGUAAACUCAAAGUUUGCGAUUUUGGACUUGCAAGAGUUGCAUUUAAUGAUGCCCCAACAUCAAUAUUUUGGACGGAUUAUGUUGCUACAAGAUGGUAUAGAGCCCCAGAGCUUUGUGGAUCAUUCGCUUCUAAGUACACACCAGCAAUUGAUUUAUGGAGCAUUGGAUGCAUUUUUGCUGAGGUGCUAUUGGGAAAGCCACUGUUUCCUGGUAAAAGUGUCGUGCAUCAGUUAGAUUUGAUUACCGACCUUCUUGGGACACCAUCUUUUGAAACUAUUGCAGGAGUUAGAAAUGAUAAUGCAAGGAAGUACUUGAUGGGAAUGCGGAAGAAACCUCCUGUGCCAUUUGAACAGAAAUUUCCAGAUGCUGAUCCAUCGGCACUUCGCCUUUUGCAAAGGCUUCUAGCAUUUGAUCCAAAGAAUCGGCCAACUGCAGAAGAGGCACUGGCUGAUCCUUACUUCAAGGGCUUGGCAAAAGUUGAGAGAGAACCUUCAUGCAAGCCAAUCUCAAAAUUGGAAUUUGAGUUUGAGAGGAGACGGUUAACAAAGGAUGAUGUUAGAGAAUUAGUAUAUCGGGAAAUACUAGAAUAUCAUCCUCAACUACUCAAAGAUUACAUGAAUGGAACUGAAGGCGCCAAUUUCCUCUAUCCUAGUGCAAUUGAUCAAUUGAGGAAGCAAUUUGUUUAUCUUGAGGAAAAUGAUGGAAAAAGUGGGCCAGUGCUUGCUCCUGAAAGAAAGCAUGUCUCCCUUCCAAGGUCCACUGUUCACUCUAGUGCAGUUCUUCCAAGUAACCAGUCAACUUUUGCUUUGUGUGAGAACAAGAAAAUGGUAGAAGAUACAUCUAAGGGUUUGAGAGCAGCCGCAGAAAAUUCUGGAAAUCAAAUAAGGGGUGUACAGCCUCCUCCACGGGUGCCAGGUAUACGAGUUGAAACUAUAAUAUGUUUUUAAUCAUACGAGCUUAUAAGACAUCAGCUAUAAGCUCAAAAAAAGUGUCUUGCCAAACAAACCCUUAGAAAGGUCCUGACAUUCCUUUUACCUUCCAAAAACAAGUGGAUGGUAAGAUGUUCUUAAUCUGAUCUGAAGAGGAUGAAGCUAAUUACUAAGAAACACCACAAAGCAAAUUCUAGAUCUUCUAAGAAACCCCACAAUGUAAAAUAAUUUGAUUGAGCUAUGAAACGUGUAGCAUAUUAGGAGAAAGAGCCAUCCCAAUAUUACAUUUUGCAGCAUAUCAACAAGAAGCCUUAUCCCACUAAUUGAGUUUGUUUUGAAGAAAACUACCUGCCUCACUAUGCAUUUUUCUGACAUGUGUAUAUGCAUGUUGUAGCCUUGGAGGAUGGAGGAUAACUUCCUUUUACUAUUAUUAUCCAUAGAUAUGAUGUAGUGGUAAUUUAUCUUGGAUUGAUUGAUAUUCCAGUAUAUUCAUGAUUUGUUAUUAAUCCUCACUUAACAUCAAACGUUUGUUCAUCAACAUAUAAGUUACUAACUUAGAAUCUGGAACGGUAAACCAGAUUGCGCAGUGAAUAAUAGUACUUCUAUUAAUAAUUCUGAAUUCCAAGAGAACUACUGUUUCAACUGAGAUAAGUUACAAGUAGAGAGGAAGUUGUAACUUCUGAAUUAUUCAGUUUAGAGUUAGACUAAUCAAUUAAUGUAGUGGUUCUGCAACAUGAAGUUCAAUAUGA